Molecule: messenger RNA, 794 nt
Organism: Dendroctonus ponderosae (mountain pine beetle)
Lineage: Eukaryota; Metazoa; Arthropoda; Insecta; Coleoptera; Curculionidae
Product: DNA replication complex GINS protein PSF1
Exons: 4
Coding region: 114-710 (198 amino acids)
Biological process (GO): DNA strand elongation involved in mitotic DNA replication; DNA replication
Cellular component (GO): GINS complex
Source: RefSeq, a predicted model, not a curated record
UAGCACACGAUCCGCUCGGGUCAAUGAGUUUGAAAAUAUUCCGUUAACGUGUCGUUGUCAAUACUGACAACAAAAAGCAGUUGAGGUUAUAAAAUAGAUAGGCAGAAUUAAAAAUGUUUGGCGAAAAAGCCUGUAACUUAAUAAAAGAACUAUCCAGAUGUGAAAACGUAUUGCCGCCAUACAACACCGACAUGGUGAAGGAAGUUUGUGCCGAAAUAAAGCAGCUUGAUGACCUGAACAGGAGCAAUGGAGCGAUUGUUGCCAAUGAAAGCGGCUUGGCAGUCAACAGCAACCCCUUAUAUCCCACUCUCAGAAUUGGGGUAACAGCCCUGAAAAGAAACGUCCGCUGUCUGAUCGCUUACCACCAUAACAGACUCAGGAUACUCAGAACCAUGAGAUGGGAGUUUGGUAGUGUUUUACCGGCAGAUAUUAAGGUCAACAUGAGCUCAGAAGAAGUCGAGUGGUUUUGCCAAUAUUCCAGAAAUUUGGCCAAAUACAUGAGAUCAAUUGGCGAAGAUGGUCUAAAUUUGGGGCUGGAUCUUCGACCUCCUAAAUCACUCUACAUUGAAGUGAGAUGUUUAGUGGAUUACGGGAAGUUUGAGUUAUCCGAUGGAACGGUGCUAUUGCUUAAAAAAGACAGCAGACACUAUUUGCCAAGAACUGAGUGCGAGGAGUUGAUUACAAAAGGUAUUUUUCAACAUAUCUUAUAAUUAUCAGUGUAAAUACAACUCUGUAAAAGUUUGCUCAGUAUUGUUGAAUCAAUCAGUUUGUUAAUUACAAUUAAUUUUUCAGUC